Molecule: messenger RNA, 708 nt
Organism: Plasmodium relictum
Lineage: Eukaryota; Apicomplexa; Aconoidasida; Haemosporida; Plasmodiidae
Product: conserved Plasmodium protein, unknown function
Exons: 1
Coding region: 1-708 (235 amino acids)
Source: RefSeq, a predicted model, not a curated record
AUGGUGGAUUCACCAAAAAAAAAAAGAACAUUGAAUACUUCUGAAGAAAAAAAAGAUAAAAAAAAUAUGGGGAAUAAAAAAAAUAACCCUGUUGAAUCUUCUGAAAAUAUGGAAGAAAAUAUUGAAAAUGUAAUAAGUGAAAAAAAAAGUGAAAAUAUGAAGAAAGAAAGGAAAAAGAAAAAGGAACGAAAAAAUAAAGAAAAUGAUAUAGAUAAAAUAAAUGAAGAUAAUGAAGAACAAGAAGAAGGUAAUGAAGAAGAUGCUUUAAAAAAGUUUUCAGUUGAUACAAGUGAAAAUGAUGACGAUGUUAAUGACGAUGACGAUGAUGACGACGAUGAUGAUGAUGAUGACGAUGAUGAUGAUGAUGACGAUGAUGAUGAUGACGAUGAUGAUGACGACGAUGAUGAUGACGACGAUGACGAUGACGAUGACGAUGAUGAUGACGAUGAUGAUGAUGAAGAUGAUGAUGAUGAUGAUGAUGAUGACGAUGAUGAUGAUGAUGAUGACUUCGAAGAUAUUGAUGAUGAUGAUGAUGAUGAUGACGAUGAUGAAGAUGAUGACGAUGAUGAUGACGAUGAUGAUGAUGAUGAUGAAGAAGAGGAAGAUGAUGAUAAAAAUGAUUAUUUAAAAGAAGAUACUAAAAAUGAUGAUGCAGAAGGAGAAAAUACUGAAAUUAAAAAAGAAAGUGAUGAAGAAGGAUUUGAAUGA